This is a messenger RNA of Lycium ferocissimum, 1964 nucleotides long. Its product is annotated as sodium/calcium exchanger NCL-like. Gene Ontology annotation, molecular function: calcium ion binding; calcium:proton antiporter activity. Lineage: Eukaryota; Viridiplantae; Streptophyta; Magnoliopsida; Solanales; Solanaceae. The transcript is spliced from 7 exons. Gene Ontology annotation, biological process: calcium ion transmembrane transport; intracellular calcium ion homeostasis. The record is from RefSeq and is a predicted model, not a curated record. Gene Ontology annotation, cellular component: membrane. The coding region runs from base 30 to 1745 and encodes 571 amino acids.
AUUAUCUCUAACCAAAAAAAAAAAAAAAAAUGUUUUCCAAAUCUUUUCUCACUGUCCUAACACUCCUUAUUUUCUGUACCUCCGUGUAUGGUCGCGUUAUUAGCGACCAGACAUCAUCGGAUCUUGUCUCCGAUGGAGUUAACGGUGGUCGUGAAAAUGGAAUUAUUUCACUUUUUGCUGAAACAGAGGAAGCAUGUGAACAGAGUUAUGGUUUUUUGCCUUGUACUAAUACUGCACUAGGAAAUAUGUUCCUUAUUAUUGUGUAUGGUUAUCUUAUGUUUUUGGCUGCAACUUAUUUGAGCUCUGGUAGUGAGUUGUUGCUUGAGAUAUUGGGACCUGGUAUUAUUGGUGGACUUUUCUUACCUAUUCUUGGUGCUCUUCCUGAUGCUAUGCUCAUUCUUGUAUCGGGGAUAUCAGGAAGUGCCGCAGCUGCUCAGAGCCAGGUCUCUGUAGGAAUAGGCUUGUUAGCUGGGUCAACAGUGAUGCUUCUUACUGCAAUAUGGGGAACCUGUUGCAUUGUUGGCAAGUGCGACAUAGAAAAUUCUGUUGCUGUGGACUCGAAAGACACUAAAGGGCUCAGCUUGACUGGUUCCGGUGUUACUACUGAUAUCUGGACAAGCUAUGCUGCAAUGAUCAUGGCCGUAUCUGUUCUUCCAUUUAUUGUUGUGCAGUUGCCACAGCUCUUCCAUUCAAAUUCAGGAAGACAUUUAGCGGUCUUGAUAGCUCUUAUCAUAUCGUUGUCGCUGCUCGUCUCUUAUUGUCUUUAUCAGGUCUUUCAGCCUUGGAUACAAACACGGCGACUUGUUUAUGUAAAACAUAAGCAUGUCAUAUCAGGAAUUUUAAAACAUUUAAAAAAGCACGCAUUGGGGAGGCUUUUCACAGAUCAUGGAACACCAAAUAUAGAAGUUAUAGAAAAGCUGUUCAAUGCAAUUGAUGAAAAUGGCGAUGGACAUCUUUCCCAUUCUGAAUUAAGAGCUCUGGUCGUAGGACUCCGUCUUGAGGAGAUAAACUUAGACGAAAAUGAUGCUGUAGCGAAGGUACUGAAGGACUUUGAUACGUCUUGUGAUGAGCAAGUUGAUAUAAAAGAAUUCACUUCUGGAGUUGAAAAAUGGCUCUAUGAAGCCAAGAGUUCUAUUGGUUCUGUUGAGGCUGGUCCUAAUACAAUGAAAUACCUUGAUGAUUUUCAUGAGGAAACAAGGAGGGAGCACAGUCUUUUGGGGGAGGAUCAAAGUGAUGAAAUUGUUGAGGGUGUCGAGAAUCCUCGAAAAGUUGCUACAAAGGCUGGAUUGUUGUUGUUGCUGGGUACUAUUAUUGCUGCUGUUUUUGCUGAUCCUUUGGUGGAUGCUGUUAAUAAUUUCUCCAGUGCCACAAGUAUUCCGUCUUUCUUCAUCUCAUUCAUUGCGCUGCCUCUGGCAACCAAUUCCAGUGAGGCAGUGUCUGCUAUAAUCUUUGCUACCCGGAAAAAGAAGAGAUCCGCCUCAUUAACAUUUUCUGAGUUAUAUGGAGCUGUGACUAUGAACAAUCUGCUUUGUCUGUCAGUCUUCUUGGCUAUUGUUUACGCCCGAGGAUUGAUAUGGAACUUCUCAUCUGAAGUGCUGGUUAUUCUAAUUGUUUGUGUUGUUAUGGGUGUCUUAGGGAGCAUCCGUACCACCUUUCCCUUGGGGACUUGUUUGAUAGCUUUUACACUGUAUCCAUUCUCCCUUGUACUUGUAUACGUUCUUGACUAUGUAUUUGGUUGGUCGUAGAUCAGAGUGUUGAACAAGAGAUUUAUGUGGUUGGUGUUAGAUCAGAGUUGGAUGUGUAUAUUUUGAGCACCGCAGUGCACAUCGGUCGUCUUGAAAAAUGUGAGAACUUCUUGAUUAUAAAUCUUAAUUGCUCUUCCAAGAGCUGAGAAACCUUGCUUUUACAUGUAAUUUGAAAAUUCCAAAUGCUAUGUUUAUUAUAUAUCAGUUUUCAGUUUUCCA